This is a messenger RNA of Triplophysa rosa, 2658 nucleotides long. It is a transcript of the gene trpv6, whose product is annotated as transient receptor potential cation channel, subfamily V, member 6. Gene Ontology annotation, molecular function: calcium channel activity; protein binding. The coding region runs from base 101 to 2347 and encodes 748 amino acids. Gene Ontology annotation, cellular component: membrane. Gene Ontology annotation, biological process: calcium ion import across plasma membrane. The transcript has 16 exons. The record is from RefSeq and is a predicted model, not a curated record. Lineage: Eukaryota; Metazoa; Chordata; Actinopteri; Cypriniformes; Nemacheilidae.
AUGUAAAACAAACAUGUUAUACAUGAAUAACUAAAAAAAUAACACUGGAAUAACAUUUUUAGAAUUUAAGUCUUUUUGGUCUGACAUUCCUCCAGAGACCAUGACACCAGCCAUUUCCAGAACCGCUGCAGGGGAGAUAAACCAUUGGUGGAGCCAGAUGAAAUUUCGCCUCCAGCACAGGAAGGGAUGGAAUGAAAUGUUAGAUGAGACCUUUCUCAUGCAGAGCAAGAGAGAAAAUGACAUUCCCCUUUUUACCGCCACCAAGGAAAAUAAUGCAGCAUGUAUAAAGAAACUUCUGGAUUGUGCAUCUACAAAUAUCUUUGAGAGAGGUGAGCUCGGAGAGACAGCUUUGCACGUGGCAGUGUUGAAUAAUAAUUUCGAAGCGGCUGUGGCAUUAAUGGACGGAGCACCAGAGCUCAUUAAUGAACCUAUGACAUCUGAUCUUUACCAAGGUCUAACUGCCCUCCACAUUGCUGCGGUUAAUCAGAAUGUCAACUUAGUCCGGGAGUUAAUAGUUAGAGGGGGUGACGUGGCGACACCCAGGGUCACCGGCAUGUACUUCCGCAAAAGAAGAGGAGGUCUUCUGUACUUUGGUGAACACAUCCUGGCAUUUGCAAGCUGUGUUGGGAAUGAAGAAAUCAUCUCAAUGCUGAUAAAAGCCGGGGCCAAUAUUCGGGCUCAGGAUUCGUUGGGUAAUACAGCCCUGCAUUUGUUAGUGUUGCAGCCCAAUAAAACAACGGCUUGUCAGAUUUUUGAUAUCCUGAUGGCGCGAGAUGCAGAGCUGGACCCCACCCUCCCUCUAGACAUGAUUCCCAACUACAGAGGCCUCACAUCUUUCAAACUCGCUGCUAAGGAGGGCAACCUUGUGGUAUUCCAGCAUUUGGUUAACCGCAGACGGGUUAUUCAGUGGAGUCUGGGACCAUUGUCAUCCAACCUUUAUGACCUGACUGAGAUUGAUUCCAGAGUGGACGACCUCUCCGUGCUUGAGAUUAUUGUCAGCAGUCAGAAGAGAGAGGCCAGGAGAAUUCUUGAGCUGACUCCAGUACGUCAGCUUGUCAGUCUGAAGUGGAAUCUUUACGGGAAACAUUACUUCAGGUUGUUGAUGCUGGUGUAUCUGCUGUACAUUAGCAUAUUUACUCUGUGUUGUGUAUACCGCCCUCUAAAGGAUCUUCCCGAGAAUUACACCAAAGCAGACAACGACAGAACCACAAAAAUCCAAAAAAACUUAAAGGAAAGUUAUCAGACACAUACAGAUCACAUGCGUUUGAUUGGAGAGAUUAUCAGCGUCAUAGGAGCCAUUAUAAUUCUACUGUUAGAGGUCAGCAUUAUUUUUUACAUAUUUGAUACUCGUUCUGGCUUUAUAAACAAACUACUUUGGUCAAAUCUCACUUGCUAUUAUUUUCAGAAUCCCAAUAUUUUGCGAGUGGGGGCUAAAAGCUACUUUGGCCAAAGCGCCCUCGGAGGCCCUUUCCAUGUCACUUUGGUUAGCUAUGCAUGUUUGGUCGUGAUUCUGUGCAUUAAGAGGGUGAGCGGAUUGGCCGGUGAGGAUGUGCUGAUGGCUUGGUCUCUGGUUCUUGGCUGGUCCAACAUGAUGUACUUUGCCAGAGGUUUUGAGAUGUUGGGUCCCUAUGUCAUUGUUAUUCAAAAGACAAUAUUUGGAGAUUUGACAAAGUUCAUGUGGUUGACCCUCAUUUUUCUCAUUGGAUUUUCCACUGCCUUGUGGAUGGUGUACAUGACUCAAGACCCUGCUGCUGUAUCAGCAUACCGCUCUUUCCCCAUCACCAUAUUCUCCCAGUUUGAGCUAAGUAUCGGCCUGAUAGACCUGCCUGUGGACCACACUAUCUACACCCAUCCGGUCGUGCACUGCCUCCAUGUGGGCUUCAGCGUGGUCUCUUAUAUCCUCCUGUUCAACCUCCUGAUCGCCAUGAUGAGUGACACGCAGUGGAGGGUCACCCAGGAACGUGAUGAACUCUGGAGGGUCCAGGUGGUGGCCACUAAUCUGAUGCUCGAAAGAAGGUUUUCACUGCGUCUGUGGCCAAGGCUGGGUGUCUGUGGUCUGCCUUAUGGCCUUGGUGAACACUGGUACCUCCGAGUGGAGGAUCGCAAUGACCCGUUUGCGCAAAAAAUGAGACGUUAUAUCAAUGCAUUCUCCAGGGAUGAAGAAACAGGCAAGAAAGAGGAAAAUGGGAAGGGUAGUACCACAAAUGAUCCAUUGCAAACCAGUUCUACUGAGGAGCACAAGCCCUUGCCCAAAAGGAGACCACUAAGAUGUUGGAAUAUUAUUCGUCAGAGUAUAGAAUGUGAAAAGGAAGAAAAUGUGGAUUCCCCAGAUGUGAAGUUUGUCUGAAAACAGGUCAAUAUUAAAGGGACGUUUCACCCAAAAAUUACAAUUCUGUCAUCAUUUACUCAGUUUGCGCUCCCUUGGGGUCUGCCGUUACUAUUUGAGCGCGAUUGAUGCAUGUCAACAUCUAAAUAAAAAACCUGAGUAAACAACCGAUGUGCAGUAAUGCGCAACGCAGUCGCGAACAGAAGGGUCCCAUUUAGUUUUGGAAUAUGGGCCCAGACCUGACUUGCUACACCACUGACGAAAGUCAGACAGGUUUAAAAUGACAAGAGGGUGAGUAAAUGAUGACAAAAGUUUCAUUUUUGGGUGAAUUA